Messenger RNA from Ostertagia ostertagi, 852 nucleotides. Lineage: Eukaryota; Metazoa; Nematoda; Chromadorea; Rhabditida; Trichostrongylidae. The record is from the annotation of a GenBank genome assembly.
AUGACCAUAGAAACGGAACAAGAUCAAGCUCAGACUUGGCUGGCGAAGCAGGACCUUGACAAAAUUGGAGCGCAAAACCUAACCCCUCUUACUGAAGAGGUAAUUUCUCGCCAAGCUACCAUUAAUAUUGGAACAAUCGGUCACGUAGCUCAUGGAAAGUCAACACUAGUGAAGGCUAUUUCUGGUGUGCACACUGUCAAAUUCAAAAAUGAAUUGGAAAGGAACAUUACUAUAAAGCUGGGAUAUGCUAACGCGAAAAUUUACCGAUGCUCUAAUAUAGACUGUCCGCGUCCUGGUUGCUACAGAUCUGCUGGCUCAUCAACACCAGACCGUUUUCCAUGUGAUCGGCCAGGUUGCGGAGGGCAGUUCACUUGUGUUCGCCACGUAUCCUUUGUCGACUGUCCUGGUCACGACAUUCUUAUGGCAACUAUGCUUAAUGGAGCCGCAGUAAUGGAUGCUGCAUUUCUUUUAGUCGCAGGUAACGAACCAUGCCCACAACCACAGACUUCCGAGCACUUGGCUGCUGUAGAGAUUAUGCAACUGCAGCAUCUUCUCAUUCUUCAGAACAAAGUGGAUAUCAUCAAGGAGUCUCAGGCUCGGGAACAGUAUGAUCAGAUCAAGUCUUUCGUGCAAGGUACAGUUGCUGAUAAAGCUCCAGUGAUUCCAAUUUCCGCUCAGCUCAAGUACAAUGUCGAUCUUGUGUGCGAAUAUCUUUGUAAGAAAGUGCCAGUUCCACCUCGCGACUUUACCUCUCCUGCUCGCCUCAUUGUCAUCCGUUCGUUCGAUGUCAACAAGCCAGGAUCAGAAGUCGAAAAUCUUAAGGGAGGUGUGGCUGGAGGUUCAAUCUUAAGA